This is a messenger RNA of Fusarium odoratissimum NRRL 54006, 1821 nucleotides long. RefSeq lists its product as uncharacterized. The coding region runs from base 127 to 1821 and encodes 564 amino acids. The record is from RefSeq and is a predicted model, not a curated record. NCBI's taxonomy places the organism in Eukaryota, Fungi, Ascomycota, Sordariomycetes, Hypocreales, Nectriaceae. The transcript has 2 exons.
UGAGCUCCUGUCACCAUACGAAUCUUUUAGAAACAGCAAGCCUCAGACCCCAGAUCUCGCUAGACGGGCAGUGAAGACAAGCAGCAAAUUCAGGUCUUCCACGACAGACGGAAGUUUCACCCAAAUAUGGAGCAAAUACACUCUAAAACCGUGGAAUAUGUGUCUCUUGACAGUUCUUGGUACUGCAUUAGCAAGCGGUCACCAUCUUUUCUACUUAGCCUUGACGGACAAGAAGCCACCAGCCAAUCUCUCAUGCUGCGAUAUGGUACAAUAAUUGCCUUUUGCGCUAAAGCAAGCCUAGGAACUGCUGUCGCCAUGGCCUUUCAGCAGCGAGCAUGGCUAAUCGCCCGCCAUAAGAUGGCGCGGCUCGAAACAGUUGAUGCGGUCUUCACAGCCAAUAACGACAUCUUUUCCCUCCUGACAUGGUCCUCCCUCAAGAACUCUAAGAUCGGAACCCUGCUCGCUCUUUAUUGUUGGAUUACACCGUUGGUGGUAGUUCUCACAGCUGAGACACUAGCUGUCGUGGCCGGAGUUACGGAGGAGCUAGUAUCGUGUCCUUCUGUCCGAACGCUAAAUUUUGACAAUGAGGCCAACUAUGACUGCCGUGAGAGACCAGUAAUCAAUGGAAGGACACUCCGAUCUGUGGCGCAUUUCAAUACUACUAGCAGGGAGACGAAGCCUAAAGACUUCAAUUUGACGCAUUUCGACUAUUGGAAUGCUGCGAGUACUAUGUACAGGUCUGUUGUGUCGAACAAGGCGGUCUUCAUGCGUGAACCCCUUGUGAGGGAUGAGUCAGCUGAGGAGGUCUGUUCGGAUGGCUGGAAUUGCACUUAUGUUGUUGAAUUUCUGGCGCCAGGGUACAAAUAUGAAGAGGUGGCUUCUGGUGUUGGGUCGAAGCCACGGCCUAAGGACUUGGAUGUCUUCAAAAAUGAGCCCAUCAUCUGGAUUGGCUAUUCGACUGUCAAGAACAUCAACGAGCAACAGCCAAAGAAUAAGGAAGAAAAGGGCUGGGAUAUAGCCUAUACGGCCGUUAUCUUCGGCUGUGAGCAUUAUCAAGUCAACUACACUGUUAGAUUCGACUACGUCAGAGGUGCCCAGUCAUACAAGAUUAAGAAACGUGAGUAUGUCAGGAAGGUAGUCAACACAACUCCAGUCUCAGAAAAUACCCCCGGAAAGACUUCAAAGAAGAUUUCGGUCCCCGAAAGUAACUGGGUUCAUCCUCAAGACUUUAAAGAGUAUUGCCGAACGGCUGUAUAUCACGUAAUCGGCAAUGGACUCCGACGAUAUGUUGGAGGAAGCGUCAACACAGCAACCAACAAAACAACGACAUAUAUUCUCCUCACAUCCUUGGGGGCUAAGAUAAACCCUCUUCCCAUCACAGACCUGCAUCAAGGUAUUCAGAAGCUUUACGAGGAUCUUGUCAUGUCCCUGUUUUCUGAACCAUCCUUUGUUGCUGUCGCUUGGGCGUCGAACGGGAAGCCAUCAGGGACUGGUAAGGGAGACGCAUCUACGAGGUAUCCCUGCCGUCAGCAAAGACAAACCACGCUCUUUGUUUGCAAGCAGGUUCAGCUAUUAUGUGUUUACGCAGCGAGUAUCUUAUUAGCAGUCAUCGGAGUAUUGGUUGGUAUACAAGCAUAUAGAGAAGCAGGCGUAAUGCUUAAUAUGAAGCCUUCCUCGAUUGUCGGUGCCUCAAAGAAUGGGGCGUUGGGUGCAGAAAGUGGUGAUGCUAGGACGGGAUAUGGUCUCGUACAAGACAGGGCUGAGACAAACCUCAGAGCUCCUGGAAGGGAAGGAAACAUAUCACAACAGCGGAGGCUAUAG